Molecule: messenger RNA, 807 nt
Organism: Schistosoma bovis
Lineage: Eukaryota; Metazoa; Platyhelminthes; Trematoda; Strigeidida; Schistosomatidae
Source: the annotation of a GenBank genome assembly
AUGGUUCAUAAACAAAUACAAAUUUAUAAAGAUCUUGGCACUUCAGAACAAUGUUACAUUCAUUUGAAAAAUGCAUUUCAAUAUUUAACAUCUUUAUAUAAAAUUGAAGAAAUAAAUAGUACAAUAAUAAAUAAUCAAAAUAUACAAUCAAAUUUAUUAUGUUUUGGUGGUGGUUAUGAUUUAGGCUAUUUAAACUCAUUACAAUUAUCUGGUUGUUUGAAUAUACAUAAUUAUAUUAAAGAAAAUAUGGGUAGAUAUCUUGGUAUUUGUGCUGGUGCUUAUUUCGCUUGUGAUUAUUGCUAUUUCGAUAUGAAUGGUCCACUUGAAGUGUAUGGUGAAAGAUAUAUCAAAUUAUUUCAAGGUAUUGGAUCAGGUCCAGUUUUCCCUGGUUUUCAAUAUAACAGUGAAAAUGGGAGUUAUGCAGUUUCUAUUCAAGCUGUAUCAAAAAAUUUAAUACCACAAACAGCUACUGUUUAUUAUAAUGGAGGAUGUACAUUUGAAUCUAUUAAUUGGGAGGAUUCACAAGUUUUAUAUACAUACUCGGAUAAUGGAAAACCGGCUAUUAUUGGUUCGAAAUUAGGGAAUGGUUGUGGUAUUUUAAGUGGUGUUCACUUUGAAUAUGAUCCGUAUUUAUUAGAAAAGCAAAUAUACAAUGUUGAUCCUGAGAAUAAUGGUAAUGCUGAUACCAUAAACAAUUAUGAAUUUAUUGAAACAUUGAAGACGAAUAAUUCAUCUCGUUUGAAAUUAUUUGAAACUUUAAUUACACUUUUGUUGAAUCCUGACAAUGAAUCAGUUUUAAUGAAAUAA